Messenger RNA from Salvelinus sp. IW2-2015, 864 nucleotides. Its product is annotated as adenosine receptor A1. Gene Ontology annotation, cellular component: dendrite; synapse; plasma membrane. The record is from RefSeq and is a predicted model, not a curated record. Gene Ontology annotation, molecular function: G protein-coupled adenosine receptor activity. NCBI's taxonomy places the organism in Eukaryota, Metazoa, Chordata, Actinopteri, Salmoniformes, Salmonidae. Gene Ontology annotation, biological process: G protein-coupled adenosine receptor signaling pathway.
AGGCUUGUACCAUCAGCCACACCGACCCCAACAAGUACUACGACAAGGAACUCAAACUUGCCAAGUCGCUGGCCCUGGUCCUCUUCCUGUUCGCCAUCAGCUGGCUUCCCCUCCACAUCAUCAACUGCAUCACGUUGUUCUGUCCAACCUGCGACAAACCCCUGUUCCUGAUCUACAUCGCCAUCUUGCUCACGCACGGCAACUCAGCCGUCAACCCCAUCGUCUACGCCUUCCGCAUCAAGAAGUUUCGCGACGCUUUUCUGAAGAUCUGGAAGCAGUACUUCUGUUGUAAGGACGUACCCGCCAUUUUGAACCAGCCUAGUGAGAAGGAUCGUAAGGAGAAGGAGAACCAGAAUGGGAACGGGAAUCCUAAUCCGAUCGGGGACUCACCGCCAGCUCCUUCGCCAUCACAAGAAGGGCAGCAGCUUCCACUAGAGCAGAUGGUUAAGCAGCAGCUGCCACAGUCUCACGAUGAUGCCGACCCUCGGCAGAAACCGCCGAUGGAGCACAACAAUAUCUAACUUUCCCCGGAAGAAAGGGAGUUUCUACAUUGACGUGUUCAGAAAUCUUUGAGUUCCUAUGUUUUUGGAGAUGACUAGAGGUUGUUUGACAGGAGUCAGAGGCAUCCCGAUAGUAGUCGUUCCCGAAUGUGAGGCAACCAAUGGAGAAGGAGUGUGGAAAAACAUUUCAUCAGUUUACUUUUUUGUACCUUGCACCUGCACCUGGAUGUGACUGGAUGUUUGUGUAUACUACUUUGAAAGGAGUGUGACAUGGUACCUACUGAAUUGAAGGAUUCUGGAGCAGUGUUGGGCGACUUGCAGCUUAAGGAUCCUUCUUACAGACUGUGAAAUCAAAUUUUAACAU